CGGGCCGUGCAAGUCCAUGUUUGUCCCAUGCACACAAUGUCAUGUACGCGACAGACAGACAGAGAACAAAGACACCACACACACACACGAUAGCCAUGCACCUGCACAUAUGCAGCACCCGGACGCCUCUUCACAGUCAAUGAAGCCUCCACUUGACUCCAUGUACAUCUAUUCAUCACCCCACCUCACCGCACCAAGAUGCACACAUUCGGACGGAAAGAAUACACACACAUCCCACGGCUGUAUCUGUCUGCCCCGCGGCUGUAUCUGUCUGUACACCUACGAAGACGCAUAAACAAACGGCUGCGGACCCCUUGAUUGUGUCACGCUACCGGCCGGAAGGCUCCUACGGCUGUCUACGAUUGGAAAGCUGGAUGGCUGUCUGUGUGGACAGCAUUUCUUGUCGCCAAUACUAGUUCUGAUGGCGAUGCACUGCAGGCAGAAACAAACACAAAAGACGAGAGGAGAAAAGAGAGCAGUCCCAGCAAUGCAUCCAUCUGUUUAUCUGUCUGUCCACCUGUCCCUGCGCACCUGUGGGUCGGUCUUCCCGUCUCUCCUUACUCACUGCGUGGUGCUGCAGUGCAGUCGGUUGCCAAAGAGAUGUGGAACUGGGGACCUGACCUGCCGCCUGAUCGAACACCCACCCAAGCAACAUACGUGACUCGUGUAUUGCGGUCUCUCUGUGGACGCACCUUUUUCUGUCUUCAGAUUGACGACGCGCAGUGGGUAGAGCGGCGGCAGGAGGAUCUCCUCUUCGUGUGUGUAGAAGGAUAUGCGCGACAGCAGCCGGGGGGCGUACACGUGCACACGCUGCUGUUGGCGGCACGGCUCCAGCGAUAUCCGAAAGAACACAUUCAUGUACGCCAAGCCCCAGGGCAUACUGAACUUGAACCCGCCGCCAUGCCGCCCUGGCCGGACAUCGAAGUUCACCGUCGCGAUCUUUUCCGCCAAGCCUCCGGUGAAGUUCUUUCCCAACGAUUCGCUGAGUGUGGUAGAGGCGAAGGUCGGCCACGAGACCCGCAUGCCCUUCUGGUACGCGAGAUCGAUGAGCCGUCGCGAUGCCGUCGCUAUGCGAUAGACGUCGUCGUAGUCGUCCAGGCUGGAGGGCACCAGGCUGUCCAGAUGGGUCAGGUCCGAUCGGAAGAACACACGGAAGAGCGUCGCGAUCCGAUGGGCCGCUGCUGCAUCUGUCCAGCGCUUCUCUGGCGAUGCGAGGGCUUUGUUGACAUAGGUCAAGCUGCCCAAACUGUACAGGACGAACAGGUCCCUCCCGACUCCCAGCCACCGCUCCGUCAGCUGCUUCAGCACGCUAUUAACCUCUCUAUGCGGGGACUGGCCAUAAGUGUCACGCCAUAGCCGCGCGAAGGCGGUCUGGAAGCUCAAUUGCAGUGGGUGCAACGACGCGUCGGUGUGGAAAAUUUCCAUAAACGCAGGGGGCACUCCCGUGGACUCGGAGGACUGCUUCUGGAUGAGCUUGCGCAGCUGUUCCUGUGCGUCGAGCAGGCCGGUGAGGUGGUCCUUGAGUGACCGGAAAUGUUCCGAGCUCUCGGUGUAGUUGUAGUCGCCGUAGUCCAUUUCCUGCACACUUCCUGUCGUGUAGUCAAUACUUACUUUCCUAUGGACAGCAAUUUGUGCACACGCAUAUAGACACAAACACAAUUGCUGUCCACAGGUAUCUAAUGUCCCACGUGCCCUCUCACAAUGUCUGCAUUUCGACGGCGUCCGUGGCAUCAAUCAACUCAGGGCCGAUCGUGAAUGCCGUGUUGUUGGCGAACAUGUCUGGCACAAUGUCAGUCCUCGGCGGCCAGCUCAACUGUCCGGCGCUGUAGAAAGACGGCAGGCUCUUGCUUGCACUGAAGGGCAGGAAACACGCAGGAAGAGAGACGCCGAAUGCGAGCCAAUCAAAUGCGUACGGAUGCAUGGACGGGACGGGUGUCACCUGAACCGAGGCCGGAAGAGGCUGAACGCGCCGCAUCGCAGAGAAGUCAU
This is a messenger RNA of Vitrella brassicaformis, 1989 nucleotides long. NCBI's taxonomy places the organism in Eukaryota, Vitrellaceae. The record is from the annotation of a GenBank genome assembly.